GGUUACUCCCGGCAAAAACCUGUAGAGCUGCUAAAAGCCCCAUUCCAAGCUUAUGCUCUCGUUUACUCGCAGAUUCCGGACUCUGUCCUCGUCUCUAUGCUCCAAAUCUCAUCAAUUUCGAUCGGUCCGAACGGACGCCGGACCGCCCAAGCGGCGGUCAAAGCCUAACGCAUUCGCCGCAAAGAAGCUCGACGAGAAGUCCGAAUGGUGGGCCGUUGACGGCGAAAUGCACGAAAUCGGCGACAAUGUGCCCCUACGUGAGCGCUUCGUUAUACCCCGAGAGAAUAUCCCCAAUCGGCGUCGAAAGCAGCUCAGGGAUCAGUUCAUGCGUCGGACUCGACUCGUUCUCAAGGAAUCUGAGCACGAGCCUUGGUGCAAAAAGUACAUGGAGCUUUAUCAGGAGCUAAGGGAGAACUGGGAGCGGCUGUACUGGGAUGAGGGUUACUCUAAAAAACAUGCCCAGGAACAUACAAAUUAUGAGUCUGCUGACGACGAGGAUUUUUCCCCUUAUAGGAAUAGGCAAUUCAGUGCUGAUCGAAGUAAGGAACAGGAUUUUAGGAGGAACAUGCAAGGUGGUAACUGGGAGAAGGUCAGCCAAAUUAGAGAUAAGUUUGAAUACGACAGGGAGAAAAGAAUGAGAGAGAGAGCAUUUGCACCCAUGCAUGGCACACCAGCUUCUGUCUCACAGGAUUCCCGAAGGCAACGAACGGAUGCGCAGCAGCAAAGAUACUUUUCCGAGAGCGACAGCGACUGACAAGUAGACCAAAAUUUAUCUGCAUCUAUGUAAGGAAGAGGCCAGGAAUGUACUAACAAGUUCAUCUGCAGUUGAUAGUGUAGGCUGUCUUCUUCAUCUCAAGCUGAAAACAUCCCGAGUCAUUUUGGUUGUUUCGAUAGAUUCAACUCGAGAUCUGCGGUUGGUUUCGAUUGAACUGAACUUUUGUUACCUCUAGAUUCAGAUGAUGUUAAUGACUGAAAGAUCUUGGAGAUGGAUAGGCUUUUUUGGCCUCCUUUCUAAGUCUCUGAAAUAAGACAAGACCAAUUGAGGGAGCUUGGUGAUGGAUAUAUAUAUAUAUGUAAUACACAGCUUUGGAUCUUAGGCUUUUGUUACAAUUGUAUUCAAUUUUGAGCUUCUUAUUACUCUUGAA
Molecule: messenger RNA, 1145 nt
Organism: Cucurbita pepo subsp. pepo (vegetable marrow)
Lineage: Eukaryota; Viridiplantae; Streptophyta; Magnoliopsida; Cucurbitales; Cucurbitaceae
Source: RefSeq, a predicted model, not a curated record